AUUUCUGAGUUAUUGGUUAUAAUUUACGAAAGGCGAAGUCAAGCCAAACAUAAGCGGGGGGAACCGUGAUCUCGCAAAUAUAAGGCGUCGCGCCGGAAUGCAAAGAGAAGUUCUAGGAAAGGAAUUAAGGUGCAACAACUUCACACAUGGAGAAAGAGGAAGGGGAUGUUGAAACAACUCCUGAAUCGCCGAGCAUUGGGGAAGAACCUGUCAACCCCGAGGACAGGACGGACCACUCCGACAGCACAGAAACAGCGAAUACUGCCGGAGACGACUAUGGUGAGCGUGCCUUUAGUGAAACUGGAAAUGAGCCUGUGACCAGGCUGGUGGAGCCUUCCGUGGACUGGUUGGAGCCUCUCGAGGAGGAUUAUGAUGAAGAUGACGAUGACCAGAGCUGGGACCUGGACGGCAGCAGGGAAGCUGAAUUGGACGGUCUGGCCAGGGACAGUGAGAGGAGUCACAGAGGAAGAGGCAGAGGUGCUGUGGGGAGAAAGAGGAGACGACGUCAGUUUGCCUCAGAUGAAGGCUGGGAGGACUGCCCUGCUCUGGGAGAGGGCUGGAAACGCAAGGUGGUGUUUCGUCGUUCUGGCAUGAGCGUCGGACAGAGUGACGCCUACUACAUGAGCCCUAAAGGUGAAAGGCUGAGGAGCAAGAUUGAGCUGCUCAGGUUCAUUAGGAACACUGUAGAUCUUACAAACUUUGACUUCAAACUGGGGAAGUUUGUUGAUGGUGAAAUACCAAGGAGAGGUCCAAAGAGGAAGAAGCUGGGCCACUCUUCCCCAGCCGACGGCAGCUUCUCCUCCGAGUCCAGCUUUCACAACGAGGCCGCCGAUGCUGGGGACAGGACGUACAGCCCCGGGCCUCUGUUCAGCCUGAAUCCAUCCUCCAGCCAAAACGAGCUCAGUGCCGGCCUCCCGAGCCCGGGCCCAUCUCAUCGGGAUCCCAGCCAUACCCGUGUGAGCCCAUCCACAAUCCCUAACAGGCACACCAUCCCUUCUGAAGGAGGCCUGCUGUCUGGGACCUCCAAGGUGCCAGCUAGUUCAGAGGCCGACCCUCUGUAUAUCCCUCCCACAGCUGUCCUCGGCAUCUGCGUAAGGUGUAGAAACUCGUUUACAGGCGUGGAAGGACAGACCAGCUGUGAGAAAUGCAGUAAUGCAUGCAAUGCCACUAAAGAUAACCGCAAUAUUGUCUUUAGAAAGUGGCUUCCCUGUGGGUUUUGCCGAGCCUGCCAGGUGACUGAGGACUGUGGCGCGUGUGCGAGCUGCAGACACAGCAAGCAGAACCCGGACUCCCGGCGACCCGUUAGGUGCCGCAGGCGGAAGUGCUUGUGCCCUUCUCUCAAGAGAAGAUCUGAUGACGUGCCUUCUGUGACACAGUUCGGUUCAGCAGUGCAUAGACCAGAACGGCGCUUGUCAGAAAGAUUAGUAGCUAUUAACACCAUUUCCAAGAAAUCUGUGCCAGACUUUAAGGAAUCCCAGUACAGCGAUUCAGAUGACCAGUCGCCCUUCGACGACGGCAAUGGCAACAAGAGCUUACUGAAGAAGAGCCGCCGGUCGUGUGGCAGGUGUAAAGGCUGCGUGUCCAAGGCAGACUGUGGCGUCUGUGAGUCCUGCGUGGACAAGCCCAAGUUUGGCGGCAGCAAUAAGAAGAGACAGAACUGCCGUCGUCGCCAGUGCAAAAGAGAAGCCCGAGCCUGGACGACACUCAGCAGGCCGCGGUUUACGUACAGCCGGAAGAAAAUCUCCCGCCGGAGCCGAGACCACUGGGACUUUGAGUUCUCCGACAACGAGGCCGAGCAGGAGAGGAGGACGAAAGAGAGUGCCGUGUGCCACGUGGACCGAGGCAAGCAGGGCAGCUCGCAUUACAACGGGCAGCCCAACCUGUCUUAUGAAGCUGCCCAGAGUCACAGACCAAGCAGCACCAAUCCAGCAAGAAUUCAGACGAGCCCCCAGGCGGACUUGGACGCGGUCGCAAGAAACGGCUUCCAAGCCAGACGAGACAAAACAAAAAGUCUUUCUGCCAUUGGGGCGGAGCCUGGCGCCAGCGCGCCUCUGCACGCGGAGCGGUCCGAGCGUGAGACGCAGGCCGUGAGCCGCGCUCAGGUGUGGCAGAGGAGAGAGGCUGCGGCGCCGUCUCGCCCCCCCGCCCAACGCCCCGCCGAGGAAGACGAGGGAGAGGAGGACCAGGAUGGUCCCAUGAUCACCCAGAUCUUCAGCCUGGGGGGCAGAUCCGGUGGCGUGGACCUGGAGCCUGGUCUGCUGCAGCUGCUGUCAGCCCUGCGUGGCGCCGUGCUGCCCGUGCUCUGGUGCGCAGUCCUGGCCGAGGGCCCCCGCCUGCAGCUCCUGCAGUGCUCCAAGCUGUCUUCCAUGGCAGACACGGCCGUGCAGAUCGAGCCCGGCUUCUGCUACCACGUCACCGUUCAGGGCCAGCCUCUGCUGCCCACGCACAGGAUCUACUACGCCCACCCGACCCGGCUGACUUCGCCUGCGCAGGUCGCCGCCCUGCUGGAGGACCUGGAGAGGUACGCCGUGUGCCGGGGCUUGGAGCGGGAGCUCCCGGCUGGGCCUGGGCCCGUCAUACUGGAGCGGGCGGCCACGUGCGAUUUCCUUGUGCCACCGGAGGUGAAGUGCUGCACCAUGUGUAAAAAGGCGCAGCAGAAACAGUGAGC
Electrophorus electricus (electric eel) is the source of this 2668-nucleotide messenger RNA. RefSeq names its product methyl-CpG binding domain protein 1b (gene mbd1b). The record is from RefSeq and is a predicted model, not a curated record. Gene Ontology annotation, molecular function: zinc ion binding; methyl-CpG binding. Lineage: Eukaryota; Metazoa; Chordata; Actinopteri; Gymnotiformes; Gymnotidae. Gene Ontology annotation, biological process: negative regulation of transcription by RNA polymerase II; DNA methylation-dependent constitutive heterochromatin formation. Gene Ontology annotation, cellular component: nucleus.